Messenger RNA from Brassica napus (rape), 2808 nucleotides. RefSeq lists its product as uncharacterized. The transcript has a single exon. Gene Ontology annotation, molecular function: RNA-DNA hybrid ribonuclease activity; nucleic acid binding. Bases 1 to 2808 code for a protein of 935 amino acids. NCBI's taxonomy places the organism in Eukaryota, Viridiplantae, Streptophyta, Magnoliopsida, Brassicales, Brassicaceae. The record is from RefSeq and is a predicted model, not a curated record.
AUGAAUGAUGCCUUGACUAGGAUACCAGACAAGUCCGAAAUCAAACAAGCGGUAUUCUCCAUUAACCCGGACAAAGCACCAGGACCAGACGGUUUCUCUGCGAGUUUUUACCAAAGUUUCUGGGACAUUAUUGGAGAUGAUGUAGCUGCUGAAGUCGGGUCUUUUUUCACGACCAACACACUCGAUGCUCGCUUCAAUGAGACUCAUGUCAGGUUAAUUCCGAAGACUAAAGGAGCAAAGACAGUUGCGGAUUACAGGCCCAUCGCCUUAUGUAGUAAGCACUACAAGAUCAUUGCAAAGGUGCUCACAUCGCGUCUUCAACCAGUGCUCCAAACCGUAGUCUCAAAGAACCAGUCUGCUUUCGUUAAAGGGCGCGCAAUAGCUGACAACGUACUCAUUACCCACGAAGUUCUUCACUAUCUACAGACCUCGGGUGCUAGUGUUCGGUGUGCAAUGGCAGUUAAAACCGACAUGAGCAAAGCGUACGACCGCAUUGAAUGGAACUUUAUGGAGAGAGUACUAACAAGAUUGGGUUUUCACCCCACUUGGGUGGUCUGGAUUAUGGAGUGUAUCCGCUCAGUCUCCUACUCCUUCUUAAUAAAUGGCGCAGCACAAGGAAAGGUAACCCCUUCAAGGGGUAUCCGCCAAGGAGAUCCCCUAUCACCUUACCUUUUCAUUCUAUGCACGGAAGUUCUCUCGCAGCUCUGCCUCAAAUCCAUGAACGAUGGGAAAAUGGCUGGAAUCAAAGUGGCCCGAAGCUGCCCUCCAAUCAACCACUUACUUUUUGCGGACGACACAAUGUUUUUUACAAAAACAAAUGUGUCCAGCUGCGAGGCCCUGAAACGCAUCCUGAACUUGUAUGAAGAAGCAUCGGGGCAGUGUAUUAACCUUGGGAAGUCAGCUAUUACCUUCUCAUCUAAGACUCCAAGUGAAGUUAAGGAUCGAGUCAAAAACUUCCUCAAUAUCCACAAUGAAGGUGGAGUGGGAAAAUAUUUGGGUCUCCCCGAGCAUUUCGGAAGGAAGAAGAGAGACAUCUUCGUAAGCCUCAUUGAUAGAAUCAGACAAAAAUCGAUCAGCUGGACCACGAGAUAUCUAUCAAGCGCCGGGAAACAAGUUCUUCUACAAGCAGUGUUAGCAGCCUUGCCGACGUACACAAUGUCCUGUUUUAAAUUGCCCCUCUCGAUCUGUAAACAAAUUCAGAGCGUCCUAACGCGGUUCUGGUGGGAUGCGAAACCAGCAGUAAGAAAGCUCUGCUGGGUGUCCUGGAAUAGACUUACUAGACCAAAAGGGAUUGGAGGUUUGGGUUUCAGAGAAGUAGAACAGUUCAACAAUGCUCUAUUGGCAAAACUAGCUUGGAGGAUACUAAAAGAACCCCAGUCUCUUCUUGCACAGACUUUACUUGGGAAGUAUUGUGUAAAUGCCUCAUUCUUAGGUUGCACGGCACCUGCAGUAGCCUCCCACGGAUGGAGGGGAAUACUAGCAGGAAGAGAGGUUAUCCGCAAAGGACUUGGUUGGAUUGUGGGAAACGGGAAAGACAUUCGGGUUUGGGCAGAGCCUUGGCUCAGUUUGGAGAGACCCAUGACCCCUGUAGGCCCGCCUACCCAAGCUAAUCUCAAUCUCUGUGUGGCGGACUUUCUUUUACCUGCAUCCAACAGUUGGAACCUUCAAAUGAUCAGAGAGCAUUUGCCUCAUUAUGAGGAGGCUAUAAAGUCAAUUAUCACUAGCGACUGUGAUAUGAAGGAUGAAUUGGUGUGGCUGAAUGAUAAAUCGGGUAUGUACACAACGAGAUCAGGCUAUGCAUUGGCAAAGAUCAACUCAGACCCGGAUCCACUAGACCACUUUGACUGGAAGAAGUGGAUAUGGUCCCUCAACACCUCAUCAAAACUCAAGCAUCUACUCUGGAAGGCCAACGCUGGAGCCCUUCCCGUUGGUGCCGCACUACAAAACAGGGGAAUCGCCAUUGAUGAUAAAUGCGUGAGGUGUGGUGCGGUCGAAACUGAGAUCCAUGUUCUGCUCCACUGUCCUUUUGCUACCGAAGUUUGGACCAAACUUCCUUGCCUUAAUUCCCCGUCUUCUAUACAACAACCUCCAAUGUCGGUCCCAGAACUUUUGGACAGUUGCAGUAGAAUCGUUACUUUGCCUCCGGUAGGACUAGGAACAACGCCUAUCUCCCCAUGGGUGAUUUGGAACCUCUGGACCAAUAGAAACAAGCUACUGUUUGAUGAUAAAGAGUACACGAUUGAUGAAACGGUCUUGAAAAUCCUUAAAGACUCUCGAGCUUGGGCAGGAGCUCAAGACAAGCAGGAAAAAAUAAUGUUGCCACAGAAUGUGGAUCUCUCUCGCCGUGUGUCUAACUCCCAUGUUCCCCAAUCUUCUCAUGUUGCAGGACCUUCAUGGAGUGUCUUCUCGGAUGCUGCUUGGGACUCUGUCUCUGGGAACUGUGGAAUGGGAUGGCACUUUCGCGAUAACAUGUCUUCACCAGCAGGCAGCACUUCUUCAAAACGCCACUCAGUCUCCUCAGCCCUUGUAGCAGAGGCGUUGGCGUUAAAGGCCGCAAUCACAGAAGCGGCCAACCGUGGCAUUGACUCUCUUAGAGUUUUCUCUGACUCCAAAACUCUCAUCUCUCUCUUGGCCACCAAGAAGAAUAACAUUUGGAUUCAAGGAACACUCUUCGAUAUUCACCAUCUAUCCAGUUCUUUUAGCUCUAUCUCUUUUUGUUUCAUCCCGCGUGUGGGAAAUGCAAUGGCUGAUACUCUUGCUAAAGCAGCACUACGAUCUUUAAAUAACUCUCCGUUGGUGGAUGAGUAA